This is a messenger RNA of Phyllostomus hastatus (greater spear-nosed bat), 1181 nucleotides long. RefSeq names its product ADP ribosylation factor like GTPase 14 (gene ARL14). Bases 4 to 684 code for a protein of 226 amino acids. The record is from RefSeq and is a predicted model, not a curated record. Gene Ontology annotation, biological process: vesicle-mediated transport; intracellular protein transport. Gene Ontology annotation, molecular function: GTP binding; GTPase activity. The transcript has 2 exons. NCBI's taxonomy places the organism in Eukaryota, Metazoa, Chordata, Mammalia, Chiroptera, Phyllostomidae. Gene Ontology annotation, cellular component: cytoplasm.
AGCAUGUGCUCUCUUCUCUCCUCCCAGCAUUUUCAUGCUGGAGAGGAAACCUGGAGGGCAAACAUUGUCUCUGGACAACAAUUUAUUAAGGGAAAAAAGCUUAAAAUGGGUCUGUUGAGUUCUAAAAACCCUAAAGUCAAACAAGCCCAAAUUCUUCUUCUGGGACUUGACUCUGCUGGGAAGUCAACUCUCCUUUACAAACUCAAGCUUGUGGAGGACACUGUGACCCUCCCAACUGUAGGUUUCAACGUGGAGAUGAUCGAGCUGGAAAAGAGUCUUUCACUCACAGUCUGGGAUGUUGGAGGACAGAAGAAGAUGAGAACCGUGUGGGACUGUUACUGUGAGCGCACCGACGGGCUGGUGUACGUGGUGGACAGCGCAGAUAAACAGCGACUGCAAGACUCUCGGAGAGAGUUCAAGCGCAUUUUGAAAAAUGAACACAUUAAAAAUGUGCCCGUUGUUCUAUUCGCCAACAAACAGGAUGUACCUGGAGCGCUGACUGCCGAGGACAUCACCAGAAUGUUCAGAGUGAAGAAACUUUGCUGCGACCGCAGCUGGUACGUGCAGCCCUGCUGCGCCCUCACCGGGGACGGGCUGGCGGAGGGGCUCGGGAAACUCGCAGAGUUUGUGAGAAGCCGUGUGAAAUCAAGAGCAGACACUUCAGCAUUCUUCAAGCAGAACUAAAGUCUAAGCAGUGAAAGAUGGAGUUGAAAAGCAGGUAAGCUCCUGGGAGCAGGGACUUUUCUCACUGUUUGGUCCUGGAAUAGCACCAAGAAUGUAUUUCAAGCAUUUUGCAGAACAAAUGUAUAUAUGGUCUGGACCCUAACAUGAGGUCUUCUCGGCAUCCCAGGCUGCCUCUCGGGAUGGAGUGUUGAUCCAGUCAUGCAGAGUAAAAAGAAUGGCAGAUGUGGAUGGAGGACGGCGUCACUCUAACCUCUGGAUCCCAUUGGCAAGUCCCUCCCGCGGGAGCAAUGUGCUGGACUCAGAGGAACACGGGCCUUGGAGACAGAACUGGGUGGGAGUUCUGGUUGUCACUGGUUUUGGCUUUUGGGCAGAUUACUUCACCUCCAGAGACUCAGUUUUUUUUCCCUACUAGGGCAAGAAAUAAACUUUCUUUGUGUUAAGCCAUGGGGGUUUGGGGGUUGACCUGGACAUCACUGUUAAUUACACUAAUAACCUAA